Messenger RNA from Ilyonectria robusta, 1388 nucleotides. RefSeq lists its product as uncharacterized. The transcript is spliced from 3 exons. The record is from RefSeq and is a predicted model, not a curated record. The coding region runs from base 182 to 1111 and encodes 309 amino acids. Lineage: Eukaryota; Fungi; Ascomycota; Sordariomycetes; Hypocreales; Nectriaceae.
CCGGCCCUUCCUGCAAACCCAUCCUGCAUAGAGGAGCCCUGCAUCGGCUUGUGCUCUCCGUAUCUUGCUUCCACCAACGAUAACAGACGCUGCAAAGACGCCAUCCCAGCUUCGCGUGCGCGAUUGGGAAAAAGCUCUCGCCAUCGCAACGCCCCCGGUCCCGCAAUCGGGAACGACAUCAAUGGCCGAGGAUGAGGCUCCCAAGCCACCGGAUCCCGUCGUCCCCGCCUUGACGCGAUCAUCUACGGGUGGCUCGCUCUUGGGCAGGACCUCGUCUUCCAUCAGCUUUCACCGUUCACCGACCACUGAGCGCAUCAACGAGAUCCUCGAGAACGCUCGUGAACGCGCCGAAACAAUGGGCUCCGGCGCCGCACCUCCCAAGUCUCCCCGGGCUCCCGGAAGCCCCGUCAACCAGCACCCGUCUGCGAACUCGGCUCGCCUCCCCAUCCCCGAAGACAGCAGCGCCGACGAGAUGACGGGCAUCAUGUCCCGAGGCUCCGACCUCAACUACCAGGCCAUCCAUACCACAAACACCAACGGCUCUGGGCCUCGCGUCCGCAAGAGCUCCUCCCGGGGCUCCCGCCGCUCACAGCCCGUCUCCAGGCACUCCGACGCCUUCCCACCCACCUCCCUCCCUGAUAUGGAAUACACCCGCCAGGCUAAGCCUGAGGAGAAAUGCCAGCCGUGGUGGAAAGCCCAGCUGCAGAAUUUCCAGUCCAUUGAGCUGGAGAAUAAGGGCAGCGUGGCGCGGGAUCACCUCGCCAUUGAACGGACAUUCCUUGCGUGGCUCCGAACUUCCCUCGCUUUUGCCUCUAUCGGUAUCGCUGUCACGCAACUGUUUCGCCUCAACACAUCCCUUAGCGAGGGUAAACCAAAUAAGAACACAGAAACGCUGCGACAUAUGGGCAAGCCUCUGGGAGCUACGUUCCUCGGCAUCAGUAUCCUGAUUCUGUUCCUCGGCUAUAGGCGCUAUUUCCAAGCCCAACACUGGGUCAUGCAGGGCAAGUUCCCGGCCAGUCGUGGGACUGUGACUAUUGUUGCCUUUGUGGCGUUUGCCAUCAUGGUUGCCUCAUUGGUGGUGGUAAUUGUUAUACAUCCGUCCCCGACGUAGUAGGCGUGCCCUGUAUUCAUUUUCUGUGACAUACUUCGUGAGCAUCAUUAUAUAUGGCAUGGGUUUAGGAUUCUGGGAGCGAUGUUUUGGUCCGGGACGGUAUUGUGGAAUGAUUUAGAUGUUCGAUGCAUAUGUUGGAGGAGCUUUUGAGCGGGGCAUGCGUCAUGACUUUGAUACCAGGGCGGUUGUGCGUAUGGCUGGAACUAAUUCCUACGGCAUGAUUUAAAUGGACUGUUCUAAGCUGCAAUAGCGGUACUAAAUGGUUGUUUGAAUACCC